AGCUUUCUACAGUUGUCACUGAGUGGAGUUGGUAGUUACGCGAUUUACCUCCGUACCUCAGUCCACUUUCACCAGCGGCUCGCUAUCAAGACAUAUCACGAUUUUUACUGCAAAAUCUGAACUGUGGCUCUAAUUAUAGUCAUUUCCGAACCGAUAUUUAAACCAUGAAAAUAUCGUACCAUAUAGAUCUAGAGCUGGGUAUAUAAAGAGACCUAGAGUAGUCUAUACUUCUUCAUUUGUUCAUAUCCAAGUACAUACAAUCAAAACAAAAAUGGCUCCAGUACCAGCUGCUACAAGAUACGACCCAUCACAAUUCAAUCCAGAACAUAAUUCUAGGACUGAAAGUGGUGCUUUCACUAUUAGUAAGGAAAAUAAACAACAAUCUAAAAACCCUGAUUUCUUACCCACUUGGGAUCCAAAUCAAAAGUUCCCUCCUUUGAAAUUCUUUGAAUUUCAUGAUAAAGGCUUAUUAGCUGAUCCUGAAUUUCCUAAUUUAUUUCCUAAAGAUAUCGAUCAUAAAGUGAAAAGUGUUACUCCAAAGUUAGGAUCUGAAAUCAAUGGUAUUCAAUUAUCUCAAUUAAAUGACGAAGGUAAGAAUGAAUUAGCUUUGUUCUUGGCCCAAAGAGGUGUUGCUAUCUUUAGAGAUCAAGAUUUUAGUUCAUAUGGUCCUGAAUUCGCUGUUAAUUAUGGUAAAUACUUUGGUCCAUUACAUGUUCAUCCAACUUCAGGUUCACCAGAAGGUUUUCCUCAAUUACAUAUCACUUUCAGAGGAGCUUCUAAGAAGGAAUUAGAAAGUGCCUUUGCUACAAGAACCAACAAUAUAGGAUGGCAUUCCGAUGUAUCUUAUGAAUUGAAUCCUCCUCAAAUCACCUUUUUCAGUGUAUUAGAAGGACCAGAAGCUGGUGGAGAUACUAUUUUUGCUGAUACAGUUGAAGCUUAUAAGAGAUUAAGUCCUGCUUUCCAAGCAAGAUUAGAAGGAUUACAUGUUUUACAUACCGCCGAAGAUCAAGCUAAUAUCAAUCAAGAAGCGGGUGGAAUCGUAAGAAGAAAAGCGGUGUCUAAUAUCCAUCCUUUAGUAAGACAACAUCCUGUUACCAAGGAGAAAUUCUUAUUUUUAAAUAGAGAAUUUGGUAGAAAGAUUGUUGAAUUAAAGGAAUCUGAAUCCGACCAAUUAUUAGAAUUUUUGUUUAAUCAUGUUGAGCUGGCUCACGAUUUACAAUUAAGAGCCAAAUGGGAACCCAACACUGUUGUUUUAUGGGAUAACAGAAGAACAAUCCAUUCGGCUGUUAUUGAUUGGGAAACUCCAGUCCUUAGACAUGCUUUCAGAAUUAGUCCUCAAGGUGAAAGACCAGUUGAAGAUUUAAAGUAUUUGAAUGAUGAAACUUAUCUUCAAGAUAAGUAUGACUUGAUUAAGAAGUAAACCUACCCACCACUCCUUCCGUAUAUAGCACAAUUCUUCUCAAAAUGUUUAUAAUGAAUAAAAUGUUAAUGU
Messenger RNA from Scheffersomyces coipomensis, 1492 nucleotides. RefSeq lists its product as uncharacterized. The transcript has a single exon. Gene Ontology annotation, biological process: sulfur compound catabolic process. The record is from RefSeq and is a predicted model, not a curated record. The coding region runs from base 272 to 1420 and encodes 382 amino acids. Gene Ontology annotation, cellular component: cytoplasm. NCBI's taxonomy places the organism in Eukaryota, Fungi, Ascomycota, Pichiomycetes, Serinales, Debaryomycetaceae. Gene Ontology annotation, molecular function: sulfonate dioxygenase activity.